AAGAUGUUGCUUCUCUGCAUGUGCAGGCAGGGGUUAAGCAUUAUGAAUUUGCAAUACCCAGCCAGCUUUCCCAUAUAAGAGCACUGCACUCAUUGGCUCUCAGUUUUACUGAGAAAUCCAUCUAGUCAUUUCCUGUGCAAACCCUUCUUCACUUUGCAAAAACCUGUACUGUUGAGUGAAUAACAGUCAGUGGUUAUUCCUUCUCACAGGCAGCCUGGAUUCCCUCAUGGACCACCAACGAGGAGUUCCAUGUUGCGGCGUUGAUAGAAAGUGCUGAUAUGAGUAUGGUCGUCUCUGCAGAAGAGGGCUCUCACCCAUGGAUAUAAACAAUUUGAGGUCUUCAGGAAAUGCUUCCAUGCUUAUUAAGACUUGCUGGUAUUUGAUUUGGUUUCUGCUGAGAUAUUAUUUAGCCACUGGAGGAUCAGUUGGGACUCCCUGUCAGAUCAGUUCUUGGGUGGAGCUUGCAGCAACUCAGGACUAUCUGUACUAGACUGACAAUAAUUCUCUUGAGUGCUGAGAAGAGAUGAAAACUGCAGCUGAGAAAUGAUUUCGUGGAAAGGAAGCCAGAAAAGCACAAGCGAACUAUUACGGAAAUACAAAUAGCCCUCUAUUUGUAGAGGAUCAGCGAAUGUACCAGAUUAGUCUCCUGGCGGGCACAUCUUUGGUGAUCUGCAAGACCAUCUCUACUAGAAAUGGAUAAGUUCACAAAUGGGCAGCCUGGCCCGGGACAGAGAAACAGAUUGAUGGGACUGCUAGAAACGGAUGACAGUAUCCAGGAAGAUAAACCUGCAUCUAGUAAAAAGGAAGAAAGAAUAGGGCUACGUGGAAAGAAAGGAGAGCCACGGCCCUUGGAGACACCUUAUCAGAAGGAGAGCAGUGACUAUGCUCCUAAAAUCAAAAUUAAUCUGAACUUUAGGCCAGGGCUUGUCAGCAACCAAAAGGACCCCAAUCGCUUUGACAGAGACAGGCUCUUCAGCGCAGUCUCAAGGGGCAGCCCCGAGGCACUGGAUGGCUUACUCGAGUACUUAAGGAGGACUUCCAAAUUUCUCACCAAUUCUGAAUACACAGACGCAAAGACUGGGAAGACCUGCUUAAUGAAAGCCCUGCUGAAUUUAAAAAAUGGGAGGAAUGACACGAUCCCAGUUUUGCUGGAAAUAGACCGAAAGACAGAGAAUCCCAGGCCGCUUGUCAAUGUUGCGUGCUCUGAUUGUUACUACAGAGGCCAGACAGCACUCCAUAUUGCCAUAGAGAAGAGGAACCUGGAUGUAGUGAAACUUCUAGUAGAGAAUGGAGCUGAUGUCCAUGCCAGAGCCCAUGGUGAAUUCUUCAAGAAAAAGAAAGAGGGAAUUUGCUUUUAUUUUGGUGAACUUCCCCUCUCCUUGGCUGCUUGUACCAACCAACCUGAGGUGGUGGAAUAUCUUCUAAACAAUCCCCACCAGAAAGCCAGGAUCCAGGAGCAGGAUACACAGGGCAACACAGUGCUCCACGCCCUGGUGAUGAUUGCAGAUGAUACCGAGGAGAACACCAAGUUUGUGAACACAACAUAUGUUGAGAUCUUGAAGGCAGGUGUGAAGGUUGACCCAGCAUGCAAACUGGAGGAGAUAGUGAAUUAUGAUGGAUUAAAUCCUCUGCAGCUUGCUGCCAGGACAGGCAAAGUGGAGAUCUUCAAACACAUCGUCCAAAGAGAGAUCAAAGAUCCAGCGUACAGGCACCUGUCACGCAAGUUCACUGAAUGGACCUAUGGACCUAUCCAUGUGUCUCUCUAUGACUUGUCCUCUAUUGACAGCUUUGAGGAAAACUCUGUGCUGGAGAUUCUGGCCUACAGCAGUGACACACCAAAUCGGUACAAGAUGGUGGUUUUGGAGCCACUGAACAAACUACUUCAGCACAAAUGGGAAACAUUUGCUUCCAAGAGAUUCUACUUCAGUUUUCUUUCAUACUUGUCAUUCAUGAUCAUCUUUACAGCUAUUGCCUGCUAUCAGCCUUUACGGGUAAAGCCUUCAUUUCCAGUGGAGUUCACAGCUGGAGGCUUCCUGUGGGUCUCUGGACUGAUCAUUAUCUUGCUAGGAGGCGUUUAUCUAAUUUUUGCUCAGAGUCUGUAUCUGCGAAGGAGACGCCAAUCUCUGAAGACUAUGUGCUCUGACAGCUCCAUUGAGAUCUUGAUCUUCAUCCAGGCAUUCUCAUUGCUGUUGUCAGCAGUGCUGUAUGGUGCAAGUUCAGAAAACUAUGUAGCAGUGAUGGUUUUCUCUCUGCUUUUGGGAUGGGUGAACAUGCUGUAUUACACUCGGGGCUUCCAGCGCACUGGGAUUUACAGUGUCAUGAUACAGAAGACUAUCCUGAGAGAUCUGCUGCGUUUCCUCUUGGUUUAUAUGAUCUUCCUCUUUGGCUUUGCUGCUGCUCUGGUUACUCUGAUGGGGGAGGCUCCUGUGGUCUCUCAGAACAAGUCUGUUGCUCAGAUGGAGGAUGCUGGGAACCAUGCUAUGUACGGUGGGCUAUUUAGUGUUUCUCUGGAGCUUUUCAAGAUCACCAUUGGGAUGGGCGACCUGGAGUUCCAGGAACAUGCCAGAUUCAAAUACUUCGUGAUGCUUCUGCUGCUUGUCUUUGUGAUCCUCACUUACAUUCUUUUGCUCAACAUGCUGAUCGCACUCAUGAGCGAGACUGUCACUGAUAUUUCUGGCUAUAGCAAAAGCGUCUGGAAGCUGCAGAGAGCUAUUGCUAUUCUGGAAAUAGAAAAGGCCUGGCUGUGGCGCCAAGGUGGAAAGAGGAGAUCUGGCUGCUUCCUUUCAGUGGGCCUCAAUAAGAAAGAUGAGAGAUGGUGUUUCAGAGUAGAGGAAAUUAAAUGGACGAAUUGGGCAAAGGAGGUGGGAGUUCUUAAGGAAGACCCUGGUAACUCCAGUGAUUCAGAAAUAAAUCCAGAAGAGACAAGAUCAUGGAAACGGAUGCCACAGAAACAACUGAGAUCAGCUGUUCCAGAGGAGCAGUCACUAUUGCAGCCCCAGCUAUCAGCAACUGAGAUGAUGCCUCUAGAGGGACAAACCAGAAAUCUUUAGCAGGAUUUCUGGAUUGCAGCCUUGCUCCCAUCUGCAAAGGAGUUCUUCCUAUAAUGGCUGGAAGAAUUGAAGGCAUUAUCAGUAUUAACAUGCAUUUCGUCAAAGACUGGUUCAGCCUGUGGCUUUAAAUAUUUUCAUGCACUUUAUUUCCUCUGAAGAAAUGAUUUUUACUCAACUUUCUUUGCCUGACACUCAUUACAAUGUCUAAACGUGCGAGAACGAGGGCAAAAUCAUAGGGGCAGUGGGGAGUGGUUUGUGUCAGGGAAGGCAGUGCUUUGUGAGCUGUAUAGAAAUAAUGCUGUUUGCCAUAAAGAAGCAAAGGAUUGCGUGACCCAUUUAAGAACAGGCUGACUGUUAUCCUCAUGUCACAAGAGGUUGCACUGAAGUGCUUUGGAAUAAAGAGUGUUGUAAAAGCAUAAAAUAUUGCUAAGUAUGGAGAUGGCUUCUGUGCAAAACACUGAUGUGAGAGAUGUGUGGACAAAUGUUCAGGCUUCAGUCAUCAAGAGCCACAUAACAGUCUUUGUCUCAGUAGCUGCAGUGCUGGGCGUUUAGACUGUAUCAGAAUUCCCAUUUUACAGGAAGGUAAUAAAAUCAUUUGCACAAUGUGCAUGUUUUCUUAACAGCAUAAGUGAUAUGGAUUUCUUGAAAUUGUAACUUAGUAAGGCAAAUUUCUGAAACAUCUGUCUUCUGAUUUUCUCUAUAGAAGAUAGCAGUGGAAUCCUACAUGUAUGGUUUCUGAAAGAUAGUGGGCCAAAAUGUGUAAUGUGGUUAACAUUUCCUCUCAGUCUUAGUGGGUUUAUCUUGCCCUAAAUGGCUGCAAGGACUUCAUUGUUCUUUGUAAUAUGCAAAGAAAAAAAUGAGCUGUCACACUUUCAGCCCGUGUUUAAAAACAAUGCUUGAAGUAUUGCUGUAAACUGUCAGUAUAGCAAUUUUACUUAAUUGAAAGUGCUCAUCCUUGGAUUUUAAGACCUUCAGUGUCUCAAAAGGAAGAGAUGAUGUGAUCGGUGGUGACUACAAAGCAUUAUCAAACUGCCGAUUGCAGUUCAUGCAUCAGUGUGCUGACCUUACUGCCAUGCUACUCAACUGUUGUUUUUCAUGACCUCAUGUCAGUUUAUGCAGCCACAUCCAAGCCUAGCCCUGGUUUUGGAUAGUGGGAAUGGUUAGGGAUAACCCUGAAAAAGCUGCAGACUGAAAAUUUUGGCAACAUCUUCCCUUCAGUAAGAUAAACUGUGCAAACCUAGAUGCUCCUGUCUGGUCUGAGCAAGUGAAACUAGGAGGCCUAUCUUUUGGAGAUGACCAUUUUAAUUCCGUGGCUUACUACUUUCACAUGACUGACAACAAAAGCAUUGCUGUUAAAAGUUGUUCCCUGCCCAGCAUUUCCAACAGGUUCUUCCCCUGCGCCGGACACUGGCCUCUGCAGCUUCACUGCAUUGGGUUUCUGAGUUAUAACUGAAUUCUCUCACUCCAGCUUCUGCUGUUUCUUGCUUUGUGAAGCCUCCAGCUUCUUUUUCCAUCUAUGGCUUUGUCCUAAAUGUUACCGAGAUUUGGCAAGGUGUUCAAGUUGCACAAAAGGAUUGGCCAACACGUGGUGAUCUAUUGCUGUGCUUGAUGUUAUGUUGUGGUAGGGACACUUGGAGAAUCUCAAGAAAUGCAGAAUGAAAUCUGCCAUCUCUGCCUGGAGUCUUAAUAAACAACAAAACAGAAA
This is a messenger RNA of Dromaius novaehollandiae (emu), 4755 nucleotides long. RefSeq names its product transient receptor potential cation channel subfamily V member 2-like. Gene Ontology annotation, molecular function: calcium channel activity; protein binding. Bases 693 to 3050 code for a protein of 785 amino acids. The transcript is spliced from 17 exons. NCBI's taxonomy places the organism in Eukaryota, Metazoa, Chordata, Aves, Casuariiformes, Dromaiidae. Gene Ontology annotation, biological process: calcium ion import across plasma membrane. Gene Ontology annotation, cellular component: plasma membrane. The record is from RefSeq and is a predicted model, not a curated record.